Salmo salar (Atlantic salmon) is the source of this 904-nucleotide messenger RNA. RefSeq names its product interferon a3-like. Gene Ontology annotation, cellular component: extracellular region. NCBI's taxonomy places the organism in Eukaryota, Metazoa, Chordata, Actinopteri, Salmoniformes, Salmonidae. The record is from RefSeq and is a predicted model, not a curated record. Gene Ontology annotation, molecular function: cytokine receptor binding. Gene Ontology annotation, biological process: defense response.
CCGCCUCCGGUAGGUUGAUCAGGGGAAAUUCUCCAUACAGUUUUCUCUUUCCAAAUUCCACAUAAAACUACUUAACACAGCCAAGAUGUUCAAACUCAUCUGGAAAACUAACAGCGAAACAAACUACUAUUUACAAUGUAUACAAUGCAGAGUUGGACGUGUAUUUUUCUUAUUAUUUGCAGUGUGCAGAGCGUGUGUCAUUGCUGUGACUGGAUCCGACACCACUACGGUCACUUGAGCUCAGAAUACCUUUCCCUGCUGGACCAGAUGGGAGGAGAUAUCACAAAGCAGGAUGCCCCAGUCUUUUUCCCAAGAUCCCUUUACAGACACAUAGAUGAUGCCGAGGUUGAGGACCAAGUCAGAUUCCUGAAAGAGACCAUCUAUCAAAUCACAAAACUGUUUGAUGGGAAUAUGAAAUCUGUCACCUGGGACAAGAAAAACCUGGACGAUUUCCUCAACAUUCUAGAACGCCAAUUGGAGAACCUUAAUUCUUGUGUAUCACCUGCCAUGAAACCUGAGAAGAGACUGAAACGAUACUUCAAGAAGUUGAAUAAGAAUGUUCUGAGAAAAAUGAACUACAGUGCACAGGCGUGGGAGCUCAUCAGGAAAGAGACAAAACGUCAUCUGCAAAGAUUGGAUAUCCUUGCGGCACAGAUGUACUGAUCAUCCAGACUCAUUUCAGAAGCUACGCCCUUACCAGUUUAUAAAGCUUGAAUACAAUCAUGUGGGACCCUGUCAGUCUAUUUAUUAUAUUUAAAUCCAUAAAUUAUUGUUUUUUAUUUGUAUAAUUUAUUAUUUAUAUGUUGUAUUUCCCUUUUGUACCUGUGUUGAACUGAACUGUAUUGCCGGUCUACUAUAAAAACCAAUGAAAAAAUAAUAUUGAAAAUGUGAAUAAAAACGUAUU